This is a messenger RNA of Adineta ricciae, 909 nucleotides long. Lineage: Eukaryota; Metazoa; Rotifera; Eurotatoria; Adinetida; Adinetidae. The record is from the annotation of a GenBank genome assembly.
AUGAUAUCGAAUCUCGCUGUCUUUUGGUCGUAUCUUCUCUUUCUAAUUCCAUCUCUGAUUUGUUCCUUGUUUCUUCUCUAUUACCUUCUUUUCGAUCGAACAUUGCGUUCAGCUCUUCACAAUCAUGUGAUUAUCGUCGUUCUUUUCAUUGUUCUUAUUUACGAACUAACAAUUUAUCCGUGGAUGUUGUAUUAUUAUUACCACCAGCGAAGUGCGUUAGCAGCAUCGAAUCUUUUCUGCACGAUCCGAACGUUUCUUGAUUGGGAUCUUUACAUAACUCAAUCAUUUCUUGUUUCUUGGGCAACAAUUGAACGACAUAUUUUGAUUUUUCAUGAGAAAUGGAUAUCGACGAAAACCAAACGAUUCUUUCUUCAUUAUUUUCCAUUAAUUUCAAUCGUUUUCUACUGUUUAAUUUUUCAUAUAAUUGUUUAUUUUCUCCCACCCUGUCAAAAUUCAUUUGAUAACGUUUCGCUAACAUGUGUUUAUUCUUGUCUAUAUGACAUUUAUCCGGAAUUUUCCGUCGGGCAAACGAUUUUUCACCAAAUCUUACCAGUGGUCAUCAUUAUUGUGUUUAGUAUUGCUCUAAUCGUACGUGUUAUCUGGCAGAAAUUUCGCUUGCAUCAAGCAGUUCAUUGGCGGAAAUAUCGGAAAAUGACCAUUCAAUUAUUAUCGAUUGCAUUUCUUUAUCUUCUCUUUUACUUACCAUUAUCGAUUUCCUACACUAUUCUUCUCUGUGAUGUUGGCGAAGAUAUCAUCAUAGAUUUUCUCGAAUAUUCCAUAUUCUUUAGUUAUUUCAUGAUACUCUUAUUUCCUUUUGUUUCGAUUCUGUCAUUACCUGAACUUCAAAUGAAACUUGUCAAUCGGUUAAGACGUCAAAUAUUACCGAUGAAUAUUCCUGUGCACAGAUAG